Messenger RNA from Haemorhous mexicanus (house finch), 3282 nucleotides. RefSeq names its product zinc finger protein 135-like. Gene Ontology annotation, biological process: regulation of DNA-templated transcription. Lineage: Eukaryota; Metazoa; Chordata; Aves; Passeriformes; Fringillidae. The record is from RefSeq and is a predicted model, not a curated record. The transcript has 3 exons. Gene Ontology annotation, molecular function: RNA polymerase II cis-regulatory region sequence-specific DNA binding; DNA-binding transcription factor activity, RNA polymerase II-specific. Bases 149 to 1645 code for a protein of 498 amino acids.
GGCUGGGAGCCCGCGCACGCGGCCUGGGCGGGAGAUUGCCAGUGCAGAGCGGCAGAGGAGGAGCUGAGGAUUUCCCAUUCCCAAGCCCUGGGAGGCUGUGAGGAAGAGGAAAUUGCCCCAGGACAGUGAGGCAGAGCAGGAGCUGAGUAUGGAGAGCAGGGAGGACAAAUCCCCGAGGCAGAACCUGAGGGAAGAGGCCGUUUUGAGCGACUCCUCGGCGCAGGAACCCAACGGGGAGGAAAAGCCCUGGAGAUCCCGCACGAGGAGGGGCUGCAAACGCAGAUCGCAGGGAUCUGAGGGGGAAAGAGCCAGCCUGGGCCAGGAAAGCGGCCGGAGAUCGAGCCGGAGCUCGGAGCUGGUGCUCCAUAAGCAGGUUCAUAAUGGGGAGGAACCCCACAAGUGCUCAGAGUGUGGGAAGAGCUUCAGGUGGAACUGCCACCUGAUUGUGCACCAGAGGACCCACACUGGGGAGAGGCCCUAUGAGUGUGGGGAGUGUGGGAAGAGCUUCAGCCGGAGCUCUAGCCUCAUCCACCACCAGAAGAUCCACACUGGGGAACGGCCCUACGAGUGUGAUCAGUGCAGGAAGAGGUUUCAGACCAGCUCUGGUCUCCUCGUGCACCAGCGCACACACACAGAGGAGAGGCCCUUCCGCUGCUCCGACUGCGGGCAGGGCUUCAGGCACAGCUCCCAUCUUGCCAUGCACCAACAAAUCCACACUGGGGAGAGGCCCCACGAGUGUGGGGAAUGUGGGAAGAGCUUCAGCCGGCGCUCUACCCUGAUCCACCACCAGAGGAUCCACACUGGGGAACGGCCCUACAAAUGUGGGGAGUGUGAGAAGGACUUCAGAAGGAGCUCUGAACUCAUCAAGCACCAGAAGACCCAUACUGAGGAGGGGCCCUAUGAGUGUGCAGAAUGUGGGAAGAGCUUCAGCUGGAGCUCCCAGCUGAUCAAACACCAGAUGAUCCACACUGGGGAAUGUCCCUACCAGUGUGAUCAAUGCAGGAAGAGGUUUCACACCAGCUCCAGUCUCCUCCAGCACCAGCGCACGCACACAGAGGAAAGGCCCUUCCGCUGCCCUGACUGCGGGCAGGGCUUCAGGCAGAAUGCCCAUCUUGUCAUGCACCGACAAAUCCACACCGGGGAGAGGCCCCAUGAGUGUGAGGAAUGUGGGGAGAGCUUCAGCCGGAGCUCCACCCUGAUCCGCCACCAGAGGACCCACACUGGGGAACGGCCCUACAAGUGUGGGGAGUGUGGGAAGUGCUUCAGACAGAGUGCCCAUCUGAUUCAGCACCAGAACAUCCACAGUAGGGAACGGCCACACAGAUGUGGGAAAUGUGGGAAGAGCUUCAGACAGCAUUCCUACCUCAUCCUCCACCAAAAGACCCACACUGGGGAGAGACCCUACGAGUGUGAUAAAUGCAGGAAGAGGUUUAAGACCAGCUCCAGUCUCCUCAGUCAUUAUCUGAUUCACUCAGAGGAGAGGCCCUUCUCCUGCCCCGACUGUGGGAAGGGAUUUAAGCUAAACUGCACCCUCAUCACCCACCGGCGCAUCCACACCGGGGAGAGGCCCUACGAGUGUGAGGAGUGUGGGAAGAGCUUCUCACAGCGCUCUCACUUGAACAAACACCAACGGAGCCACCAGUAAGGGAAGCCCUGUGAGUGCCCCAAGUGCAGAAAGAGCUUCAUGCGCUGCUCCAGCUCUAUCCCCCGCUGGAGGAGCCAUGUUGGGCAGAGCCCUGGUGCCCCACAUUCCCAGUGAUCCAUGGUGGGAAUACCCCUGUGUGCUUGUCCUUUUGGUUUGGCCUUAAUUUGCUUGUGCUUCAUCUUUAUUUCUUAAAAACAGCCAAAACCGUGUUAAAUGAAAUAAAUUGACCAAAAAUAUCUGAAGUUCCACAAUUUCACAGGCAGUUUAGGGGGAAUUUAGGACCUGGGGACGCAUUCUGUGUGGAGUGCCCCUGUUGCUAAGAGGCGGGAACUUGAUCUCACCCUUCUUGUGUUGCUAAGAUCUCCUCCCUUUACCCAAACCCCAACUCCACCCCUUGGAUACCCUGUAGAAACAUCAUGUCUCUGCCUUUUCCCUGUCUUUUGGGGGUAAGAAAUGGAAUUCUGGAGCUUUCUGACACCAAGCACCGUCUCAUUUGUUCCUGGCGCCAGCAGCAGCAGCCUCCCUGGACACCAUGAACUCUGGAGAAUGGGGGCAGCCAGUGAGGACAGGUCCUGGAUUGCAAGAUAAGUGUGUGUUGUGUUUGCCAUCUGUCAGAGGUGGGGCAGUUAUCUUCUGUGCAUUGGGCAAUUUUCUUUAUCUCUUCCACAACCAGUCUUCCCUCCAGGAUAUAUCUUCUGUCAAUGGGCCAUUAAUUAUUAAUUAUCUUCUGUUAAUGAGCGACUGAGUGUCACUGCCUGGCUGAUAAAAUGGCAUCAUCCCAUUGGGAGGUGCUCCACCCAGGGGGAGGAGCCAAGUGAUUCUAACUGGAUAGAAUCUGAAGUUUGGAACACCAUAGCAGCCUUUUCCCUCUGGAUUCCUAGAGGAUCAGCCUUUUCCCACUGGAUUCCCAGAGGAAGACCAGGCCCAUCUACAGCUCCUCUGGUUGUUUAGAGGAGAACUCCACCUUUCUCCAGGAUCCCUGCUCCAACAGAGCCACACCUGGCACUGCAGGAGGGCUGCAGCCACCAUUGACUGGGACUGUUGCCAACACCCUGACCCACUGGGUGUCAGGUCCUGUUCUGACUCUGUCAGUGCUUUUUUUUUUGUUUGUACUACUGCAUUUGUAUUUUUAACUUUUCUUAAAAAAAGAACUGUUAUUCCUAUUCCCAUAUCUUUGCUUGAGAGCCCCUUACUUUUUAAAUGAUAACAAUUCAGAGGGAGGGGGUUUGCAUUUUCCAUUCCAGGGGAGGCCCCUGCCUUCCUUAGCAGAAACCUGGCUUUUCAAAACAAGACAAUAACAAAGUUAAUUUAACACCACAGAUAUAAAAUCCAUUUUAAUAUCUGUGAAAAGCCAAAAUUAUAAUAUGUCUCCAUAACAUUAGUGACCUUAAAAACAUGGGGGUAAAAAGCUAACGGGGAGGGGAAUUCCCAGUAAGGGGAGCAAAAUUCCCAGUACUUGGACUGGGCCAUGGGACUGACAUCUACCAUCACUCAGCGAGAGGUUUAUUGUUAUGGAUACAUAUUAUAAUAUUGGCUUUUCAUAGAUAUUAAAAUGCAUUUUAUAUGUGUGAUGUUAAAGUAACUUUGUUGUAAAGAUAUACUUUUUAUUUCUUCUGUUAAUAAAGCUUCAUGAAAUA